GUGAAAGCGUGAGAUUUCAGUGACGGAAGCAAACUCAAAUUACAGGAGUAUAGUGAAAGCAGUAGGUCACAGACAGAAGAACCCACGUGUUUUGUUAAGCGUGUGUUGGUUGACCCACAACUUACCAUGACGCGCAGGUAACUCUUAUUAAAGGAGCAGGUGCUCAUGUGUUGCUCAUGGAUGGCUGCCACAACACUGUCCUUUUCCCAGACCCUAACUAAAGCCUUGAACUUAUCAGAAUGGACGGCACUGGACAGAAGUACUUCACUCCUAUUGACUUUGUGUUGUUUGCUCUGCUCCUGGUGGCUUCCAUGGCCAUAGGACUGUAUUAUGCCCUCACUGGAGGAUGGCAGAGAACCACACAGGAGUUCCUGUUGGCAGACAGGAGCAUGAGGUGCCUGCCCCUUUCCCUCUCUCUCAUGGCCUCUUUUCAAUCUGCUGUUGCUAUAGUGGGGACACCAGCAGAGAUCUACACCAACGGCACACAGUACUGGUUCAUCGGCUGCGCCUAUAUCCUGGGGCUCCUGAUCCCAGCCCACAUCUUUAUCCCGGUGUUCUACAGGCUCCAUCUCACUAGUGUUUAUCAGUAUCUGGAGCUGCGUUUCUCUAAAGCAGUCCGAAUAUGUGGGACGGUGACCUUCAUUUUUCAGAUGGUUGUUUAUAUGGGUGUUUGUGUAUAUACUCCAGCUCUUGCACUGAAUGCAGUUACUGGUUUUCACUUGUGGGGAACAGUAUUAGCAACUGGACUAGUGUGCACAAUAUACACUACGCUGGGUGGUCUGAAAGCAGUCAUCUGGACAGAUGUUUUUCAGACGGUGGUGAUGUUUGCAGGUCAGCUUGCUGUCGUCAUUGUGGGUGUACAGCAGGCUGGCGGUCUUUCUGAAGUUUGGAGGAAGGUUUCAGAGGGAGGCCUGAUCUCUGGAAUUGACCUAAAUCCUGACCCGACUGUGAGACACACCUUCUGGACAUUGGCAUUUGGUGGUGUGUUUCUCAUGCUCUCUUUAUAUGGUGUGAACCAGGCACAAGUGCAGCGGUACCUUAGCUCUCGCACAGAGAAAGAAGCUGUAAUGUCAUGCUACAUGGUGUUUCCCUGCCUUCAGCUUGCUUUAGGUCUAAGCUGUCUCAUGGGGCUUGUUAUGUUUGCAUGUUAUGGUAAUAACAGUCCCUUAGACAAGCAAUAUAUCACAUCUAAAGAUCAGAUGGUCCUAUACUUUGUCAUGGACAUGCUGCAGGGCAUUCCUGGACUGCCUGGACUGUUCGUUGCAUGCUUAUUCAGUGCGUCAUUAAGCACAAUAUCCUCAGCUUUCAACUCCUUGGCCACAGUAACAAUGGAGGAUUUAAUUAAGCCUCAUUAUCCUUCUAUGUCAGAGGCUAGAGCCACACUACUGUCCAAGAUACUCGCCUUUUCAUAUGGCCUUUUAUGCCUUGCAAUGGCGUAUGUUGUCCAUUUGAUGAACAGUUCUGUUUUGCAGGCAGCUCUCAGUAUCUUUGGGAUGGUAGGUGGUCCCCUGCUGGGACUCUUCUGUCUUGGAAUCUUUUUCCCUUGGUCCAAUAGUACUGGUGCUGUAACAGGACUAGUCGCUGGGCUCAUCAUGGCCUUCUGGGUUGGAAUUGGUGGAUUUGUGGCUCAGAUUCAGCUUCCACAUAAUGGCACUUCUCCACUAUCAACAGAAAAUAUGACCUUGACUACAAUGAGUUCGAUUUUAACUCCAGUCACUGAUAAACCAAGUAAACCUGUUGGGCUACAUGGCUUCUAUUCCCUGUCCUACAUGUGGUACAGUGCUCUCAACUCCACUGUUGUGGUGAUUAUUGGACUUCUUGUCAGUCUCAUUACAGGUCCAAUGAAGAAAACAGAUGUAACAGCUGGCACAAUUUAUCCUCUGCUAGAUAACACACAUUUUUUCCUGCAAAUCCUGCCAAAGCCCAAGCUUUGCUGUGGUUCACCUCCAGAGGACGGGGUAUUAUUUAACUUACAAUUCAAAUUACUACACAUUGUGAGCAAAUGAAUGGUGUUGCCAAGCCAGAGGAAAAUACCGGAACAGAGGAAGAAAUGGAGACUUUUUUGCCACUGAGCCAAAGAUCUCAUUUAGAGAAGGAAACCUCGGUGUGACACAUCAGAAACAUAAAGCCAUUAAUUAGUGAAGUAUGGGAUUUGUAUGAAUAACACUCAUUGAGAAUUUUAUUAGGCACAUCUAUAUUCAAUUAUUCAAGUAUGUAGCAGCAGCACAAUGCACAAAAUUACAUAGAUACAGACCAGAAUCUUAGGGUAGAGUUCGCAUCAAACAUCGGAAUCUAUAUACUACUGUAUAUAGUAGUCUAUGCCACAGUUAAAUUCAGAGAUCACACUUUCCCCAUUCCGAUGUUUGAUGUGAACUCUACCCUAAGAUACUGUCCUGUAUCUAUGUCAUUUUUUUUGCAUUCUGCUGCUGCCAAAUGAUUGAUUGGAUAACUGCAGGAAUGAGUAGAUUUAUAGUUUCUUUUAACAUGGAUGAGUGUACUUUAUUUGUUUACAACCUUGGGGGAAACUUUUCCUAUUCCAAUUCCAAGUAGUUUAUCUAAAAGCUGCUUAUAAACAGGAACCAAGUAUAUGGAAGUCUGUGAAAUUUGAACAAACCGAGAUGGGAAGGAAAUCAAUAAAAAGAAUUGCUAAAAUUGA
Tachysurus fulvidraco (yellow catfish) is the source of this 2656-nucleotide messenger RNA. RefSeq names its product solute carrier family 5 member 6 (gene slc5a6b). The record is from RefSeq and is a predicted model, not a curated record. The transcript has 16 exons. Lineage: Eukaryota; Metazoa; Chordata; Actinopteri; Siluriformes; Bagridae. Gene Ontology annotation, cellular component: membrane. The coding region runs from base 240 to 2006 and encodes 588 amino acids. Gene Ontology annotation, molecular function: sodium-dependent multivitamin transmembrane transporter activity. Gene Ontology annotation, biological process: biotin transport; pantothenate transmembrane transport; sodium ion transport.